Molecule: messenger RNA, 1338 nt
Organism: Cricetulus griseus (Chinese hamster)
Lineage: Eukaryota; Metazoa; Chordata; Mammalia; Rodentia; Cricetidae
Source: RefSeq, a predicted model, not a curated record
AUGGUGCUGGAAGGAAACCCUGACGUGGGAUCCCCUCGGACCUCGGACCUCCAGCACCCAGGGAGCAAGGGCUCUUGCAUCCUCUCUUCUCCUGGUGAAGAAGCACUGCCAGGCGAGGAACCCAUCAAGUAUGGUGAACUCAUCGUCCUGGGCUACAAUGGAUGUCUGGCAAGUGGGGACAAGGGCCGCCGCCGAAGCCGCCUGGCACUGAGCCGCCGGCCCCAUGCCAACGGAGUGAAGCCAGACGUUAUGCACCACAUCUCCACACCACUCGUCUCCAAGGCCCUGAGUAACCGAGGCCAGCAUAGCAUCUCGUACACACUGUCCCGGAGCCACUCAGUCAUAGUGGAGUACACACAUGACAGCGACACAGACAUGUUCCAGAUUGGCCGCUCUACUGAAAACAUGAUUGACUUCGUGGUAACAGACACAUCUCCUGGUGGAGGAGCCACAGAGGGCCCUUCUGCUCAAAGUACCAUUUCCCGCUAUGCCUGCCGCAUCCUCUGUGACCGUCGGCCACCCUAUACUGCCCGCAUCUAUGCUGCUGGCUUCGAUGCCUCUAGCAACAUUUUUCUUGGAGAGCGGGCAGCCAAAUGGAGGACUCCUGAUGGUCUGAUGGAUGGCCUGACAACCAACGGGGUCCUGGUGAUGCACCCAGCAGGUGGCUUCUCUGAGGACUCUGCCCCAGGUGUCUGGAGGGAGAUUUCCGUCUGCGGGAAUGUGUAUACAUUGCGGGAUAGCCGCUCAGCCCAGCAGCGGGGGAAGCUGGUGGAAAACGAAUCCAACGUCCUGCAAGAUGGUUCGCUCAUCGACCUCUGUGGGGCCACGCUGCUGUGGCGCACUCCAGCAGGGUUGCUGAGGGCACCCACACUGAAACAACUGGAGGCCCAGCGACAGGAGGCCAACGCAGCACGGCCCCAGUGUCCUGUGGGCCUCAGCACCUUGGCCUUCCCCAGUCCAGCCCGUGGCCGCACAGCACCUGACAAGCAACAGCCCUGGGUCUACGUCCGUUGUGGUCAUGUCCAUGGCUACCAUGGCUGGGGCUGCCGGAGGGAGCGAGGCCCUCAGGAGCGCGAGUGUCCUCUUUGCCGCCUUGUGGGACCCUAUGUGCCCCUGUGGCUGGGCCAGGAGGCCGGUCUCUGCCUGGACCCUGGGCCACCCAGCCACGCUUUUGCACCCUGUGGCCAUGUCUGUUCUGAGAAGACUGCCCGCUAUUGGGCCCAGACACCACUGCCGCAUGGCACCCACGCUUUCCAUGCAGCCUGCCCCUUUUGUGGGGCUUGGCUCACUGGUGAGCAUGGCUGUGUCCGCCUAAUUUUCCAGGGACCACUGGAUUAG